AUGAGUGGAAGCGAAUAUGUGACAAUAUCAGCGCUCACACCAAUCCUUCGUCGGCUCAAAAACGAAGAACUCGCUGCAAAGAAUGGAGACCUGCCAAUGACCGUGUCCAUUAAGAAGAAGAUAUUGAAAGCCCUUCAAGUCAAAUAUUCAUGUGAAGAAAAAAAACUGUUGAUGGAUAUCACGUGCUUUCUUGACCCAAGAUUUAAGGUACAGUAUUAGCCGCUUAAUAAAACUGCAUAUUUCGUGUGCAACAUAAUUAAGAAAUAUGCAAAAAUUAGCGUAAGCGGCUCGCCUGUAUUGUAGGGUUUUGAAGUGAACUGUUUACUCUACAGUUGGUAAUUAAUUACUAAUUCUAAUAUUUGUUAUAUUAUAUAUAUUUUGCAGACCGACUUUUUUACUGACAACGACGAAGAUUGCGAUGUUGAAUCGAUGGUCGAGUCAAGCUCAAGCGAGUUUGCUGUUGUCAAGAAUGCUCUUUUAAAGGAAGCUGUGUUCGUCACAAGCAAUGCAUCUGAAGAUGAACCAUGCCAACCACCACAGAAGAAAGUCAAGAAGACGCUUGGCUCCAUCACUAGCAUGCGGAAAUCGUCUCAAGUGUCAUCGCCAGCGCAGUCGCCGCGGGAUCGAUUGGAAAAGGAGAUGAAGAAAUACGUGAAUACAGACACAAUCGAUGGCGACAAUGAUCCUUUGUUGUGGUGGAAAUGCCACGGUCGAGACUUCCCAAUGCUCAGUCAGUUGGCACGAAAAUAUCUGUCAAUUCCUGCAAGCAGUUCGCCGUCUGAGAGACUGUUCAGUAAAGCCGGUCAGAUUGUCACCGCACAAAGGUCUCAGCUAAAGCCAGAACAAGCAAAUAUGCUUGUGUUUCUGGCAGAAAAUUUGUAA
Molecule: messenger RNA, 882 nt
Organism: Paramuricea clavata
Lineage: Eukaryota; Metazoa; Cnidaria; Anthozoa; Malacalcyonacea; Plexauridae
Source: the annotation of a GenBank genome assembly